Amoebophrya sp. A25 is the source of this 1351-nucleotide messenger RNA. The record is from the annotation of a GenBank genome assembly. NCBI's taxonomy places the organism in Eukaryota, Dinophyceae, Syndiniales, Amoebophryaceae.
AUGGUCUUUACAAAAUUAACUGUAAUCACAUCUAGGAGCCAUAGUCGACGGAAAUGCUGGGUUGUAGCCAACUUUGGCGGAAAAUCCAACUGUUUUUAUGUCACUUACGUGAACAAGCUAACACGUUUUAUUUACUCUCAGGUGCGGGUUACAUCAGUGGUCGAAGUUUUUCCGAUAAAUUUCCUAGCUUCAAGUGAAGAUCCACAGCUUGGAAUCCCGUACAUGUAUAUGCAGUAUUUAAUCAUUAUUUUUGGCCCCUUUACACAGGAAUCGUCCAUACCGGAAAAGGUCACGACUUUUUUGUAUUCGUGAUUCGUUUUUUUUGAAAUUUACCCCCGUCUGAAACCGCGUUUGAUGGGAAGAUUCGGAUUAGUAUCUUUUUCGAGAUAGAAGUAAUUUUUUUACAAACUUCUCGAGAAAUUUGCGGAUUAGUAACUUUUUUACAAACUUUUUCGAGAUAGAACGAAGUAAUGAGUCGUCAGGGAAAUAAGCGUAGGCGCCGUGCUGAGUGGCGUUAAAGAAUUGACGGUGCUCCGUGUUAUGGUCAUUUGAGCGAUUCACAUGUGUAAGCGCUUUGAAAAAAAGAUACCCUGUGCUUUACUAUACAGGUACUCUCCCUACCAAUAUGCGUCCUGAGAAGCUGGAACGCUGGGGAUCGCCUUUUGACUGCUGCCAGGAGCGGUGAACUCAGUCGUGCGAUCGGAUGCGCCGGCAAAAUCCUAGAUGAACGUUUCAUCAUGACUUAAGACUCCUCUCCCAUUGAGUAGCCGCCUUGUAGCAUUCUCAUCAGUUGUCUAGGAUAUCGUAACCAAGAAUAUGCAACUCCUAGCAGUCGUAGCCCAGGACCUCUUCAUAUUCUUUUAUAUAGCACGAAGAUGGCGUAAGCAUACUGAACUAAUUUGCUCUCACUAACUCGUGCAUUUUCUUUUUCAUUUACUUGCAUACUGUGGCACUUACGUAGAUCGUUAUCAUGACGAUGUGAACGCUAUAGCACUCGAGGUGUCGUUAGCCGUUUGGUCAUGUUCCUAUUUCGGGAUUCUCAUGCUUAUGCACCCACAAUAUACUUUUCAUGCCGCGCUACUGUGUAUUCCUCCACGCAAUCUGCCCCCUGAUUGCCAUAACUGAACAUCUCAAACCUGUUUCUCGUGAACUGUUUACCUCAUCAUCGUCAUCAUCAAUUGCAAGCGCUGAUACGUGACCAACUAGUAAGUGAUCAUUGAACGCCAAGCCCAUGGACUAAAAGUCUGCUUUUCUGCGAAACGCAAAGCAGAGGGUGGCGAUACAAAUUCUGCUUGUUAACACAAACACAAAGGUCUCCAAUUUGUAGUUACAAAGAAAUGAUCCCAACAAC